UUCGGGAGGAGGGAGGGCGGUGGCCGAGGCUCGCUUGGCUGCGCUCCCCGCCCCUCGGAGGCCGGCCCUCCAGCGCGCCCCAAGGUCCACAGCGCUUGCGGGUACUGAGCGCUCAAGCCGCCGGCCCCGACCCGGGCCCAGCAGCUUCCCAGGCCCGCACCCCUAGUGGAGGGAAGAGCCGCCUUGGGGAGGAGGGAAAGGGACCUGGGGGCGGCCACGGCAGGUGAGGGGUGGGCGAGGCCCUGGGAAGCGGGGGAUGUGGGUGUGUGACGCGUUUGUGGCUUCAGGGUUAACCUCCAUUUCAGCUGAUCAUGGGAGAGAUUAAAGUCUCUCCUGAUUAUAACUGGUUUAGAAGUACAGUCCCCCUUAAAAAGAUUAUUGUGGAUGAUGACGACAGUAAGAUCUGGUCGCUCUACGAUGCAGGCCCCAGAAAUAUCAGGUGUCCUCUCAUAUUUCUCCCUCCCGUCAGCGGAACUGCUGAUGUAUUUUUCCGGCAGAUCUUGGCUUUGACUGGAUGGGGUUACCGGGUUAUAGCUUUGCAGUAUCCAGUUUAUUGGGACCAUCUUGAAUUCUGUGAUGGAUUCAGAAAACUUUUAGACCAUUUACAGUUGGAUAAAGUUCAUCUCUUUGGGGCUUCUUUGGGAGGCUUUUUGGCCCAGAAGUUUGCUGAAUACACUCACAAAUCUCCCAGAGUCCAUUCUCUCAUCCUCUGCAAUUCCUUCAGUGACACUUCUAUCUUUAACCAAACAUGGACUGCAAACAGCUUUUGGCUGAUGCCAUCAUUUAUGCUCAAAAAAAUAGUUCUUGGAAACUUUUCAUCUGGCCCAGUGGACCCUAUGAUGGCUGAUGCCAUUGACUUCAUGGUGGACAGGCUGGAAAGUUUGGGGCAGAGUGAACUGGCUUCAAGACUUACCCUGAAUUGUCAAAAUUCUUAUGUGGAACCUCAUAAAAUUCGGGACAUCCCUGUAACCAUCAUGGACGUGUUUGACCAGAGUGCACUUUCAACUGAAGCUAAAGAAGAAAUGUACAAACUGUAUCCUAAUGCCCGGAGAGCUCACCUGAAAACAGGAGGCAAUUUCCCAUACCUGUGCAGAAGUGCAGAGGUGAAUCUCUAUGUACAGGUGUUUGACCAGAGUGCACUUUCAACUGAAGCUAAAGAAGAAAUGUACAAACUGUAUCCUAAUGCCUGGAGGGCUCACCUGAAAACAGGAGGCAAUUUCCCAUACCUGUGCAGAAGUGCAGAGGUGAAUCUCUAUGUACAUAUACAUUUGCUGCAAUUCCAUGGAACCAAAUAUGCGGCUAUAGACCCAUCGAUGGUCAGUGCUGAGGAGCUCGAGGUGCAGAAAGGCAACCUUGGCAUCAGUCAGGAGGAGCAGUAGCCGUUAGAGUUGGCUGUUAGUGAUGAGUGAUCCAGGGUGUUCGUACAAUCAGUGACAUCAGUGCCCACCAGUCGGCCUCUCUCUUCGGUUUGUCAGGUUCACCGGUUAUCACUGUGUUUGGAACUAGGACUGAUUGUCAUCUUCGUGACAGGCGGCAGCUCUUCUAAGCCAGUGUAACUAUUCCCUCUUCAGUAUUUUUUUUAGCUUUUGAACUUAAAGAAGUACUUUUGAAGAUUCCCAUUUUAAGAAUUGUGAAAAUUUUGCUACCAAAGUCUUCACCACUCUGUUGUUAAGUGAAUGUUAAUUUCUGAAUUUGGGGAUUCUGUGGAUUUUUUUCCUUUCCUUUCUUCCUGUUAUUUGCUGUAAAUCCUGCACAUCCACAUAGUGUAUCAGAAGGACAUUGGUUAUUUUUAUGUUUUCUUGGUUACAAUGUAACAGAGUGCCAAGGCUGUCACCCACUGUUUGCUCUCCUGCAAAUGAACUACUUCUAAUUUCCAGUUAAGCAAAUUGUUUUCCGUUUUGGCUGUUGUCUUUCUACGCAUUACAGUCUUUGGAAUAAAAAUUCAAUUUGAGUGAA
This is a messenger RNA of Mesoplodon densirostris (Blainville's beaked whale), 1956 nucleotides long. RefSeq names its product SPG21 abhydrolase domain containing, maspardin (gene SPG21). NCBI's taxonomy places the organism in Eukaryota, Metazoa, Chordata, Mammalia, Artiodactyla, Ziphiidae. Gene Ontology annotation, molecular function: CD4 receptor binding. The record is from RefSeq and is a predicted model, not a curated record. The coding region runs from base 312 to 1379 and encodes 355 amino acids. The transcript is spliced from 10 exons. Gene Ontology annotation, cellular component: cytosol; trans-Golgi network transport vesicle.